Molecule: messenger RNA, 780 nt
Organism: Striga asiatica
Lineage: Eukaryota; Viridiplantae; Streptophyta; Magnoliopsida; Lamiales; Orobanchaceae
Source: the annotation of a GenBank genome assembly
AUGGCUGCUUUAAGCUACUUCUACUCGGAGCCAUCGAUAACCGGCUACCAACAAGAUUAUGACCAAGUUCAAGCCUUUCUUGAUUAUGAUCCCAAUUUAUUCGAACCCAACGAUUUUUUAUCCGACCCCUUUUCAUCAUCGUUUGACUUCUCCUCGAACGAUACUAAUCCCUACCCGACAAAACUCCAAAAGGUCUCGGAUUUUUACGACCCGUUUAUCAUAAACGAGCCCGAUUUUCUCGUUCAAAACCUGAAUUCUGUUCCCGGGCUGCUGGAAGACUACAUUUUGCAGCAGCCUGAAAGUUUGUUAUUUCCGGCGGCAUUGCCCAAUUUUCCGGCGGGUCCGGUGGCGGUUUCCGGCAGGCCUGCCGCCACCGGAGGAGUGUCGGCGCAGAGCAUUGCCGCCAGGCAGAGGCGCCGGAAAAUAACCGAGAAGACUCACGAGCUCGGAAAAUUAGUCCCCGGAGGGCAGAGAAUGAACACUGCUGAAAUGCUGCAAGCUGCUUAUAAGUAUAUCAAGUUCUUGCAGGCUCAAGUGGGGAUUCUUGAAUUUGCUGCUUCAUGUGAUCAUCAUGAGGAAAAUGAGGAGGAGCCAAUAAUGGAAAGUGGUGAAGAAGAAGCUAUGGAGAUUCUUCUUGGGUCUUGCUUGGUGCAAGAAAAGCUAUAUUCUUCGGAAAAAUGCCUCGUCUCGAAGGAUUUUGUUUGGGAGAUAAGCGAAGAUCGUCAAAUUGUGGAAUGCAAUCCUCAGUUGAUUUCCAUAGUGAAACAAGAACAACACUGA